CCGGGUCCUAUUAAGAGCAAACUUUGUGUUUUUGUUCUCCCAAGUUCAGCUUAGUCCUCUUCCAGGCUGCGCAGUUUCUCUGUAGCGCUCUAUUUUCUCCCCCUUUUCUCACUUCUUCCUCAAUGGUUUUGUUUUCUCGCCUGUUGGUCACUGCUGUGCGCCUGGUGCAGGGGGUAGGGGUCCGGACAGGGAGAGGAUGCGCUUUACGCAUGGACAACAACAACCACCUAAAGUUGUCCCUUCCAGCCACUGCGGGGAUGUUUUAGCGGAGAUCUAAAUGUUUUUCUGGUUUGCGUGAACAAUGCUGUGGAACCUUGGCGCUCUGACCGGGAGCAUGCUUUGGUUUCGGCUGCUGCUGCUACUGCUGUGCGUCGUUGAGUUUGGAGUCGGGGUGUCUACCUUCCAGGGGUUCUAUCUUCCACCUGCGAGCGGCUCGCUGCUCUCACCUGCCCGGAAGACGGACGGGGUAGUGCGAACCAUCGAUCGGAUUUACAACGGUGGAGGGAAGGUGGGUUACCUGGUGUACCUGGAUGGCAGGCGCUUUCAACUGGACAUGGAGCGCGAUGAGUCGGUGCUGUCGCAUCACUUCAGCCCCCACUAUGUGCUCGCUACGAUGGGACAGAGCCUCGCGCCUCUGCAGCGGGAAUGCGCGUACCGCGGGACGGUGAACUCCAACCCGGAGUCUCUCGCCGUCCUUAACCUCUGCGGAGGAGGUCUGGAGGGUUACUUCGCCGUCAACCACUCGCGCUACACCAUCACCCCCAUUAUCAGGGCGAAAGGACACGAGCACGACCUGCGCGCUCUGCACGACCGGGAUGCGGAGAGCGCGCUCCACGUGUUCACGCGCGAAAGCUUCAGCUUCGAGGCGCUGAGUGAGGGGCGCGAGAGCUGCGGCACGCGCGACGGAAAGAGAGGGCGCAGGAACGCAGCAGGACGGAGGCGAUACCGCGGGAGAGGGAGACGGAACGGAGAAGAGGGGCACGGCGCAAAAGGGAGGAGAUGGUGGAGCCGCCUUGUCAAAGAGCCCGGCGCGCGGCGCAAGAGGUCGGUGUCUCGCGCCAGGCAGGUGGAGCUGCUCCUGGUGGCGGACGACACCAUGACCAAGAAGUACGGCAAGGACUUGAACCACUACUUGCUCACACUGGCCUCAAUCGCUUCCAAGCUGUACGGACAUGCCAGCAUCGAGAACCCCAUCCGGCUGUCCGUGGUGAAGGUGAUCACGGUCACCGAGAAGGAGAAAGGGCUGGAGGUAUCCAAGAACGCGGCGGCGACGCUGAAGAGCUUCUGCAAGUGGCAGAACCAGCAGAACCCGCUAGACGACGACCACCAGCAUCACCACGACGCAGCCAUCCUCUUCACCAGGCAGGAUCUAUGUGGCCACCACUCCUGCGACACCCUGGGCAUGGCGGACGUCGGCACCAUCUGCUCUCCAGAGAGAAGCUGCGCCGUCAUCGAGGACGAUGGUCUUCACGCUGCAUUCACCGUUGCUCAUGAGAUUGGUCAUCUGCUUGGAUUGUCCCAUGAUGAUUCGAAGUUCUGCGAGGAGCGCUUUGGGGUCAACAGUCACAAGCAGCUCAUGUCCUCCAUUCUCACCUCCAUUGAUGCCUCCAAACCCUGGAGCCGCUGCACCUCAUCGACCAUCACUGACUUCUUUGAUGAUGGAAAUGCCGAGUGUCUCCUCGACUCUCCUCGUCAGCCCCUCCCCGGGCCAGAAGAGCUCCCAGGCCAAAGCUACGAUGCCAUCCAACAGUGUCGCCUGGCCUUCGGGCCCGAAUACACGGUCUGUCCGGGAAUGGACGUAUGUUCCCGCCUCUGGUGCGCCGUGAUUCGCCAGGGACAGAUGGUGUGUCUGACAAAGAAGCUUCCAGCGGUGGAGGGAACACAGUGCGGGAAAGGGCGCAUCUGCCUGCAGGGAAAGUGUGUGGACAAGACCCGAAAGAAGCAAUAUUCGGCAUCCAACCACGGCAGCUGGAGUUCUUGGGGACCUUGGGGUGCAUGCUCCAGAACUUGCGGCGGCGGGGUGCAGUUUGCUCAGCGUCUGUGCAACAACCCGGCACCACGAAACAACGGGCGUUACUGCAUAGGAAAGAGAGCCAUCUAUCGGACUUGUAAUGUCUUUCCACUGUGCCCAGCCUCAAGUAAGAGUUUCCGUCAAGAACAGUGUGAAGUCCGUAAUGGUCCCCAGACAGACCCCAAAGGGGUAAAGACCUUUGUCGAGUGGGUGCCUAAGUAUGCAGGAGUUCUCCCUAAAGAUGUGUGCAAGCUAACAUGCAGAGCAAAAGGAACGGGCUACUACGUGGUGUUCUCUCAGAGGGUACUGGAUGGGACCGAGUGUCGUCCUCACAGCAGCUCGGUGUGCGUGAAAGGGAAAUGCAUACGCACUGGCUGCGAUGGCAUCAUUGGUUCCAAGCUUCAGUUUGACAAAUGUGGUAUAUGUGGAGGCGACAACCUGGGAUGUAUACGGGUCGUUGGGAACUUCACCAAGAAGAGCAAAGGCUACACUGACAUAGUGAAGAUCCCCGCAGGGUCUACUCACAUCAAAGUCCGUCAGCACCUUGCCAAGGACCAGACCCGCUUCACCGCCUACAUGGCCCUCCGGCGGCCCGGCAGCGAGUACCUCCUAAAUGGCAAGUUCAUGAUCUCCACCUCAGAGACGAUCAUCCCACUCAACGGUUCUUUGCUCAACUACAGUGGCUGGACUCAGCAUGAUGAGUGGCUCCACAGCAUGGGUCCUGGGGCUAUCAAAGAAGCUUUGGUGGUCCAGAUUCUAGCUACAGAUGCAAAAAAGCCCCUUGAUGUCCGUUAUAGUUUCUACAUGCCGAGGUGGACAGCCCCACAGCAGCAUUUAAAUUCAAAGUUGACCUCUUUGCAGAGCACCACCACAACGUCUACCACAACAAGAUCCACCACGUUUAGCACAACUAUUAGCACCACUACCGCUUCCUCUACUCCCGCUGCUUUAGCCCUAAGGCCAACUACAGGUCCUGUUCCCUCAACCCCUCCUCCAGGUCCCGAGUGGGUAAUGGGACCUUGGAUGACAUGCUCCAGAACUUGUGAUACCGGCUGGCAGAGCCGAACGGUACAGUGCAAAGACCAGGAUGGCAGACUGUCUAAGGGCUGCAUUCUGAACGCCCGCCCCUCUGCCUUCAAACACUGUUUAGUGAAGAAAUGCUGAAGCAGCGGAGCAGGAGAAGAUGGAUGUAAAGAGACGUUUUAUUCAAUAGAUCUAAAUAGAUCUCAAGUUUUGGAUGUAGGACUUUGAACGAGUGAAUUUAAGAUGUGGAGUCUUAAAGAGAAUAAUGAAUGUUGGUGAAUAAAGCCAGGAUCAGACACUAGGAGAUUUAUAGAUAGACUGGAAAACAUGAAAAGGACUACAUUUGAUGUAGGAAUGACCUGGAAUCCUUCUAGCUAUGCAGAACAUUAACAAAACAAAGAGCUAUCGCCCUGGCCUAUCCCUGGCAUAGCUAAGUCGUCAAGUUGCAUGCAGUUUCCACAUGGACAAUAACUGGUUGUCUUUACUUCACCCUCCAAACCCUGGAGGCUUAGUGAGUCUUGCCCUGUUAUGGCAUGAGUGUCUUUUUCUGCUUCUAAGUGCUGUUGUCAGUCAGCUUGCACUGCUUUGUCCUUUGUCCUGAAUUUGUGCGAGACAAUAGCCCCAACAAUGGGUAGCACUCAAUAUUUCUUUUUUCUGUCUGCAGUAACUCAGAUUAUGGAUUGCUGAACAUUUUUUAAUUUAUAAUCUGUUGGAAGAAUGAUUAAAAAACAGUCAUUCACUGGAUCGUUGCCCAUCUUUGUGGCAAUCUUACAAGGUGUGGCUAAGAAACAGCUACAUUGUUAAUUAUACAUUUCUUGCCAUUAAUGGGAGGUUCCCAUCUUCCGAUAGUUCAUCAGUAAUUUUCCCCUAAAUACAGUAGUGAGAAAAAAUUUCCCCCCUUUCACGAUUCUUCUGAUCUUACUUUUUUGUCUCUCUUACAUGUUCCACAUUAGCAAACAAAUUACAAUUUUAGACAAAGAUUACCUGAGUAAAGACUAAAAGCUGUUUUUAAUGAUGAUUUCAUUUAUUAAGGAGAAAAAACUACCCAUACCUACCAGGCUCUUUGUGAAAAAGUAGUUGCCCCAUAGUUCUAACAAGUGGUUGUGCCAUCUUUGGUAGUAACAACUACCAUCAAGUAUUUGCAGUAACUAAAUGAGCCUUUUUACAUUCCCAUGGAGCAAUAUCAUCACAGAAUUGUUUUAAUUCAACCAAACUGUAGGGUUUUUUAGUAUGAAGGCCUGUUUAACGUUAUGCCACAGUAUCUCAGCUGGAUUCAAAUUCAGACCAAAAUCCACUAUUGUUUGAGCCUUUCAAUGUUGUUGGUGUGCUUUGGAUCGUUGUCUUGCUAAAUGACCCAGGAUUGCUUGAUCUUCACAGGCUAAUGGUUGGACUUUUUUUAUUCAGGAUUCCCUGCUAGAUAGAAGAAUUCAUGGUUUCAUCAAAUAUGGCAAGUUGUCCAGGUCCUGAAGAAGCCUCACACCAUCACAAUUCCACAACCAUGUUUGACUGCAGGCAACUUUUGUCUCAUCAGUCUACAGAAUAUUUUACCAACGUCUUGGAGAUUAAGAUGUUUUUUGGCAAAUGUAAGAUGGACCUUGAUUUCUUUUGGGUCAGCAGUGUUUUCCCUUGAAAUGUUCCAAUGGAUGGUCUUUCUUAUUUUUGAACCAUGAACAAUGACCCUAACUGAGGUCAGUGAGGCAUGUUUUGGGUUCUUUUGUGACCUCCUGGAUGAGCCGUCGAUGCACCCUUGGAAUAACAACCUGGGAAGGUUCACCACUGUUCCAUGUUUUUUCCAUUUGUAGAUAAUGAUACUCAGUGUGGUUCUGUUGAGCCUCAAAGCCUUAGAAAUGGCUUUGUAACGUCUUCCAGACUUACGGAUGUCAGUAACUUUAUCUCUCAUCUUUUCUUGAAUUUCUUUAGAUCGGGGUGUGAUGUGUUGCUUUUUGUGAUCUUCUAGCCUCCUUCGUGUUGUCAGACAGGUUCUGUUUAAAGUAUUUUUUUUUAUUCUACAGGUCUAAUAGUAAUCAGGCCUGUGUGUGGCUCCUGACAUUGAAUUCAGCUUCCCUAAUGAUGUGGUAAUCACAUUUAAUUAGUAAUUUAACAUAUAGAAGUGAUUACAUUUUCACAUAGCGCCAGGCCGGUUUGGAAAGUUUUUUCCUUAAUGAAUAAAAUCAUCAUAUUCAAACACCUUUUUGUAUUUAUUCAGGUUAUCUUUGUCUCAUGUUAAAAUUUGUUGUUAAUCUCAAACAUUUAGGUGGUACAAACAAGCAGAAGAAAACACUGAAACCAAAACAUCAACUCAUGUAUUAUACCAAUGAAAACAUGUAAUCGAUUUUCUUACUACAUGAAUCUUGUUUGACUGAUGGGAAAGAUGGGAAUGAAAAGAUUUUAUACGUUCAGAGCAUCUUCAUGAUGUCCGUAUGAGAGUGGAAAGGAUCUAGAAUGAAAGAGGAGGCUCAAUAGUUGAGGUAGCUAAUUACUGGCACCAGGGUACCGGCAGUAGAACUUUAGAGUGUCAGCUGUGUCUUAGCUGGGAAGAAAAGGACAUUCUUGUGAAUGCACACAAGCCAAACAGAGGUAGCUCACCACAAUGCUGGUGUUUGCUUCACAUAUUAACUCCCAGGGCCGCAUUGCAAAAACCUGAGUGGUUAGAUUACCCUACUUCACAUGUCCCCAACUUGGCUCUGACUACCUCCACUGACAGCUCAGAGGAGUAACAACAGUUAGUCAACUUCAGACUUCCUCAUUUACUUCGCUCAUGACAGCUAACCUGGGUAGAAGGUGUCUUAGGACACUAUCGGGUACGUCUCCUUAAUACCUCCCUUAAAAAGUGGGCUGAAAGGUCACAUUAAAGACAGAAGUAUUGCUCCUACCAAUUUUGAUAAUCAUCAGCAUAGAGUAAAAAGGUGGGGGAAACCUGACAGAGCCUGAGCUAGGACAUUCAUUCAUCAUGUACCAUGACUUUUCUGUUUUCUGCUCUGUGUUUUGAACCGUCUUCAAUCAUUUCUUAAGGUUGCAUGCUUUGUCUUAUGGGAACUGGAAUUUAUUCUGUUUUUGUGUGUUUAUCGGGUUAACAGUGAACUCUGAUAUGACAGUGUGUGCCCUGAAAACUUGCAGUGACAGAAAGGGAGAUGCUAAUGUCGCCUUUUAGCAGAUUAGUUCUUUCUUCCUUUUUUUUUUACUAGCAUAAUAUCUGCUCAGCACUGGUCAUUUCAACGCUUCGCCAUUCAUACCUUUGCUUUUUUGGUCUUUACAUGUCGAACUUUUUUAGGUAUAAAAAGGAACCACCUGUCUCACGACGGUUUGUACCAACUAUGUUGAUUUUUGUACCCGUUUUAUGGACAUUUUCUUCCCAUCAUGACAACCAGUGAUUUAAAAUCAUUACCCAAAGACUACUCAUAGUCUAGUGUAUGAAAACUUGGUAUGCAACUCCAAAAAUAAUAUCUAUGAUAAAUCCUCUAUUUCAAUUUUAAUAUCGUAUUUUGGUCCAAACUGGAACACAAUAAACUAAAAAAUAAUCAAUCCUCAGAAAAUAAUUAAAUGGUUUGUUUCAGGGUACAAAAUGCGAGUAGGUUGGAACAUAAUUGCAACAUUUGGGUAUAUAUUUGCAAAGGUAAAUGACCAAGAGUAUGAGGUAAGAACGCUGUCAAAAACAAUGUGUAUGUAAAGAUGGAAAUGUGUACAUAUUAGUCAAUCGUUGUGCAUAAAUAAAAUCCAAAAGAGGUAUUGCAUAUUUUUCUAUUCUCAUAGAAAAGAAAUCGUAUUCACAAACUGUUAUAGCAUAUUGUUUUCAUAAAGAAUAAACCACAACUGUAAACUUGAA
Girardinichthys multiradiatus is the source of this 6857-nucleotide messenger RNA. RefSeq names its product A disintegrin and metalloproteinase with thrombospondin motifs 5 (gene adamts5). Lineage: Eukaryota; Metazoa; Chordata; Actinopteri; Cyprinodontiformes; Goodeidae. The record is from RefSeq and is a predicted model, not a curated record. Gene Ontology annotation, molecular function: zinc ion binding; metalloendopeptidase activity. The transcript is spliced from 8 exons. Bases 302 to 3175 code for a protein of 957 amino acids. Gene Ontology annotation, biological process: proteolysis; extracellular matrix organization.